This is a messenger RNA of Penicillium verrucosum, 1467 nucleotides long. RefSeq lists its product as uncharacterized. Bases 1 to 1467 code for a protein of 488 amino acids. The transcript has 2 exons. The record is from RefSeq and is a predicted model, not a curated record. NCBI's taxonomy places the organism in Eukaryota, Fungi, Ascomycota, Eurotiomycetes, Eurotiales, Aspergillaceae.
AUGCGGGGUGCUCCAAUCAUUCUGCUCUACGCCGCUACCUUGGCGUCUGGUAUGGUCAUUACCCCCAGACACCCUGGCGAGGCUCACAUUGCUGUCCGCAAUGGUUCCGACCAUGACACCGGUAGUCCUUGGUGGGGCGGUGGCCAGGGAGAUCACGGCGAUGGUGGUGAAGGCGGCGGUGGUCUCCCAGAAGAGACCACUCCCCAUGAGGCUAAGACUCCGCCUGUUGAGACUCCCCCACCUGUCGAGACAGACACGCCUACUGUUCCUCCAGCUGUGACGCCCACCUCCACACCUGUUGAGACCCCCCCGGUUGAGACUUCUACUCCGUCUGAGACCGACACGCCUACUAUUCCCCCAGUCGUGACGCCCACCUCCACACCUGUUGAGACUCCUCCGCCGGUUGAGACUUCUACCCCGUCUGAGACUGACACAUCUACUGUUCCCCCGGUUGUAACGCCUACGUCGACCCCGGGUGAAACUGAUACUCCUACCCCGCACGCGGAGACCUCCACUCCAUGCGAGACCGACACACCUAUUAUUCCCCCGGUUGUGACACCUACCUCGACUCCAUGCGAGACUGAUACAACAACUCUGCCUCCUUCUACAACACCGACCUCAACUUCUCAUAUGACUGAUACUCCCACUUCUCCUCCGGGGAGUUCAACCCCAUGCGAGACUGAUACACCCACCUCUCCUCCUGCUAGCUCAACCCCAUGCGAGACUGACACCACAUCUUUGCCUCCAACUCUUCCUCCUUAUACAACGCCGACCUCAACUCCUCAUGUGACUGAUACUCCCACUUCUCCUCCGGGGAGUUCAACCCCAUGCGAGACUGAUACACCCACCUCUCCUCCUGCGAGCUCAACUCCCUGCGAGACCGACACUCCUACAUCGCCUCCUCCUAUCAGCACUACGACUGGCCAGACCGACACUCCCACCACGCCUCCUCCCGCUUCCACCACUCCCUAUGAGACCGAGACCCCCGUUGGCACUCCUCCGGUGAUCGUAACCACCACCUACACCACUACCACCUGCCCAAUAACCUGGACCACCGUAACAAGCGGCACGUCAACCUACACCCAUCCCGUGACCCAGACCAGCACGAUCACCGUGACGUCUAUUUCUACCUGCACUGAGGGUUGCGCUGAGCCCACAGCCCCUCCUGCGAAGCAUACGACUCCCACCGUUGAUUCCACAACUUCUGUCGUGGUGCCUCCUCCAGAUAGUAAGACUACUGUUCCAGCCACUGAGCCCAGCGCCCCGGCUACUGAGCCUACUAUCCCGGCCACGGAGCCCACUGCUCCAUCUACUGAGCCUACUGCCCCGGCACAGUCGAGCCCUAUUACUACUCCCACCUCCGCUCCCCCUACUUCCUCCUCGCCAGUUUUCAAUAGUGCUCCCGCUAUUCAGAAGUCGGCCGCAGCCUUCAUCCCUGGCUUGGUUCUGCUGUUUGCUCUGCUCUAA